AUGAAGCGCACGCAUGAUGAAGAUCAAGUGGAGCUCGCGGGGGCCCUGACAAGUCUCCGCAGUGAAUCUGCACACGGUGAUGCGGUGAGUGCCACUACAUCCGCUUCCACCAGCUUCACGGGACCCUCUAUUGAGAAGCGCCAUGCCAGUUGGACCGCUUGGGCCAAGUAUCUGGACGACUAUUGCAACUCCAAUGGCGUUCGCAUCGGCAUCGAGUUCACCGAUAGCAUUCAGAAGAGAAACAUCGAGAUGCGCAACUCCAAACGAGCAAAAGACGGUAAAUUCGUACGCUUCUUGCCCCAAGGACUGGACGCUUAUCGUCGCAGCUACGUGUGUCAUCUCGGCCGAAAGGGACGAACGCGAGACAUCAAGUUUCGCCGCACCGCUUGUCCGUUUAAACUGGUAGCAAAGAGUGUUUACAACGACAGCAAAUGGGAAGUGGAAGUCACAUGUCCAAACCCAAGACAUAUCCACUCUGAAGCAACAGGAGAGCCUGCAGCUCCAGCUUGUGUCGAAGCGGAGGCGCCACCCAAGCCGUCGAUUCAGUCGAUUCCAAUCGAGGGACUGAAGGGCAGUCCGUGUAGUAGAAGAGUGCUGACAGACAUGGCUCCACGAUGCAAACGUAUGCCUGAGAAUGAAGUGAUGUGUACUCGACUACUGCAACGUCUAAACAACCUACAUGAUUCGGUGGCAUCUCUGGACGAUAAAGACGCCCGCAAGCAGAUUUACAUCGACGUUAUCAUACGAUUCGUUAAACUGAUGCAUCGCAAGCAGCUACUUCUUCGUCUGGCGAGCAGUGCGACUGUGGUGUAUAAAGUUCAUGAGCUCCACGACAAGUUGAAUGAUGUUGCGCGAGAACUUGAAUUGAGUCAUGAAACAAGGAGGGACCAGUUAAAAGACGAUCAAGAUGAACAAUAUGCGAAACUGAAAGAACUAAUUACUGCUGCAUCCGAUCGCAUGCUAAUCAACGAGUUUCGUGGCGAUCACAAGCUUCACGAGGCCCUAAUGACGCUCACCCACGGGUUGAAAUGGAAGAGUCAGUCCUCGGAAAUGCUACAUCUCAAGAGGGCAACGCUCGCUCGAGUGACGAAGAUUUUACCCGAACUAACCAGAGUCGACUGGUUUAUUCCUAGGGAUGAGUUGGAGUACGAAGAGAAAAUCAUUGGAGCAGGUACUUUCGGCGAAGCGAGACUUGGAGCAUGGCUGCAUUACGGUAACACGAAAGCUGUGGUUGUAAAACAACUAUUCAAAGAGAUAGACAGCUACUCUGGCGAUACUUUCUUCAAGCAACUAGAGAUAUGGAACAAGCUCGAAGAUAAUCAUAUCCUCAAACUUUACGGCGGCUCACACAUCAAUAGACCUCAACUUUACGUCUGCGAGUACGCCACCGGUGGCAACCUUAGAGGUUUCUUUGGGAAGAAAGAAAAUCGUACACGGUUUUGGCGUAUGUUUCAGCAAGCAGCGCAAGGUUUGCAGGUAUUGCACUUGGCAAGAAUCCCUCACGGUGCUCUCAAAUGCAGCAAUAUUCUAGUCGGUGACGGCGAUACAGUGAAGCUUACAGACUUUGGAUUCCGCUCUGUGCGUUCGUUGUCUGCAGCUUUGAGCGGAGACGCUGAAGAUGCGACUGCGAACGCUAUUCGAUGGAAACCCAAGGAGGUACUGGAGGAGAAUUUUAACGAGGAACUGCUGUAUGUGGCCGACAUUUACGCAAUUGGUAUGUGCAUGAUAGAAGCGCUCACACAGCAAGAUCCAUUUCCGAAGGUGGACAACAAUGUAGUGGUGGAAGUCAUCAGAAAAGGUGAAACUUACAAGCGACCUGAUGGCAUUUUGGAUGCUGAGUGGGAUUUCAUCUCUCGACUUUGCAAUUCAGACUACUCACUACGCCCAAAAAGCAUCAACGAAGUGCUGAAGGAGAUUAGUUUAUUUGUCGAAGGUGAACAAGGACGAGAAGAUCCAGCUAAAAGCAUAACAGGACAUACUCGGCAGCAGCUUGUUGAACGUCCUCCGUUAUACGAACAGCAUGGCCGAACCAAGCACAACGUGUCAGUCGAUGUGGCAAUACAUGACGGCGUUCAAAUGGAAGACGAUGUAACCGAGAUCGAUACAAGUGCCACCAGCACCACCAGUUGUGCAAUAGGUAUAUAA
This is a messenger RNA of Phytophthora nicotianae INRA-310, 2145 nucleotides long. RefSeq names its product serine/threonine protein kinase. Gene Ontology annotation, molecular function: ATP binding; protein kinase activity. The coding region runs from base 1 to 2145 and encodes 714 amino acids. The record is from RefSeq and is a predicted model, not a curated record. Gene Ontology annotation, biological process: protein phosphorylation. NCBI's taxonomy places the organism in Eukaryota, Oomycota, Peronosporomycetes, Peronosporales, Peronosporaceae. The transcript has a single exon.